Hypomesus transpacificus is the source of this 802-nucleotide messenger RNA. It is a transcript of the gene cetn4, whose product is annotated as centrin 4. The record is from RefSeq and is a predicted model, not a curated record. The coding region runs from base 112 to 627 and encodes 171 amino acids. Gene Ontology annotation, cellular component: centriole; centrosome. Gene Ontology annotation, molecular function: calcium ion binding. Gene Ontology annotation, biological process: nucleotide-excision repair; mitotic cell cycle; centriole replication. NCBI's taxonomy places the organism in Eukaryota, Metazoa, Chordata, Actinopteri, Osmeriformes, Osmeridae. The transcript is spliced from 5 exons.
CUUACAGAUACGCCCAUUACACUUAGCUACAGCAUUGUUUACACCUGCAGAGCUAGCUGACUUGAUCUCGUCAAAGCGUCUUCACUGACAAUUCUGUUAUUUUGGUUGACAAUGGCUUCCGGUUACCGAAAACCCACUGCUACAGCUCACAACAAGAAAAAGUCCGGUCCUAAGCCGGAUUUGACGGAGGAACAAAAACAGGAGAUCAGGGAAGCGUUCGAUCUGUUCGACACGGAUGGUUCAGGCACCAUUGACGUGAAGGAACUUAAGGUUGCCAUGCGUGCUCUUGGCUUUGAACCGAAGAAAGAGGAGAUAAAGAAGAUGAUCUCAGACAUCGACAAGGAGGGCUCAGGAACCAUUGACUUUAACGACUUCCUCAGUAUGAUGACUCAGAAAAUGAGUGAAAAGGAUUCCAAAGAGGAGAUCCUGAAAGCCUUCCGGUUGUUUGAUGAUGAUGGCACAGGGAAAAUCUCCUUUAAAAACCUGAAGAGAGUUGCCAAGGAGCUGGGUGAAAACUUGACGGAUGAAGAGCUGCAAGAAAUGAUAGAUGAAGCAGACAGAGAUGGGGAUGGUGAAAUUAAUGAGCAGGAGUUUCUCAGAAUAAUGAAGAAGACCAGCCUGUACUGAAGUGUUAACCUCUGGAAAGUCCUCUUCAAGAUCUCUCAAGGGUGCUUUAUAAUGUAGCUUUUAGGUCUUAUGUAUUUCUCAUGACCCUUUGGAAUGUAAAUUAUUUUUAACAAAGCUAAACUUGUUUUUUUUAUAUAUAUAUUUGAAACAUGAAAUAAACUGAGGAUUCUGUCGA